Messenger RNA from Panicum virgatum (switchgrass), 498 nucleotides. RefSeq lists its product as uncharacterized. The transcript has a single exon. Lineage: Eukaryota; Viridiplantae; Streptophyta; Magnoliopsida; Poales; Poaceae. The record is from RefSeq and is a predicted model, not a curated record. The coding region runs from base 1 to 498 and encodes 165 amino acids.
AUGGCGCUCCUCUGCCCUUUCAUCUAUACGGUGGUGAGCUUCUACGUUGUCGUCCUUGUUCUGGCACUCGCUAGGGCUUCUGAAACCAUCGACGUUGGUGACCAUCCGAUCUCGAGUGUCGUCCAGCUGGUGGGCGCCAAGGGUCUGGUGUCUGCUCUGGCUCCAGGAGCGGCGGCGGCCUCUCCUGCGUUCGACCUGCUUAUGCGUGUCGACAACGGGCACAUCUUCGAUCAGUGCCGCGAGGGCGGCGGCAUCACCGUCUCUUACGCGGGCGUGCCUCUAGCGCAGGGUCGGACGCCCAGCUUCUGCGUGGGCGCCAAGGAGGCGAUGACCUUCACGGUGAACGCGACCACUGACGGGAGCGCGGGCGUGCCGGGGGACCUGUUUCGGCUCAUGUCAGCGGAGCGGAGAUGGGGCGUGCCGCAGCUAGAAGUUCGCAUGCAACUGGGGCGGCCCGGGUGGGAGUUGUACGCUUGGAGCAUCGAUUUGGAUGGGUAG